AUAAAAGCGCACCAAAUCAGAAAACCAUCCACAGUCAUUGCAGCAUCAUGAAGGGUUUUCUAUCGAUCGUUUUGUGCCUGGUUCUCCUGAAUCUUGAUCCAACUUUGGGUCGUCGAAGAGGAGGAGGAGGACAAAGGUUUCGAGGAGGUGGGGGAGGAGGCUUCUUUAGAUCCUUGAGACCCUUUUUCGAUGGGUUAAACCAAUUUGAAUUCUUUGAGGCCUCUGGCGAAGACGAUACAUGCGAAGAAGAGCCGGUAACAAUUGCUGGGAGGGACGAAGAGACCGAUGUCAAUGAGGACGACGAAGGACAGAUCGCACAAUUCAUUUCAAGAACAGCUGCAUCCCAAAUUUGUCUAGAGGCCGAUGUUGGGGAAAGAAAGUGCAUUUGUUACAAAAGCCGUUUGUCGUUCCGUUGUCGCUCAAACUAUUGCUUGAAGUGCGGAAAUUGUAACAUGUUUUUCACCCCUGAAGAAAUAGACAAUGAGGCAUUCAUUGACGACCGAUCCUUUGAGGAAAGCGGCGAAUUUGAAGAAUUUUCUCCUAAAUCUACCGCUUCAUCAUCCGGAGCAUUUGAAAAAAAAUGAUUGAAAACAUUGAUUUGGGCUAAUAAAACAAUUUUGCGAAUGUU
This is a messenger RNA of Tigriopus californicus, 628 nucleotides long. RefSeq lists its product as uncharacterized. The record is from RefSeq and is a predicted model, not a curated record. NCBI's taxonomy places the organism in Eukaryota, Metazoa, Arthropoda, Copepoda, Harpacticoida, Harpacticidae. Bases 48 to 584 code for a protein of 178 amino acids. The transcript has 2 exons.